This is a messenger RNA of Verticillium dahliae VdLs.17, 2784 nucleotides long. RefSeq lists its product as uncharacterized. Bases 1 to 2784 code for a protein of 927 amino acids. The record is from RefSeq and is a predicted model, not a curated record. Gene Ontology annotation, molecular function: DNA binding. The transcript has 4 exons. Gene Ontology annotation, biological process: regulation of DNA-templated transcription. NCBI's taxonomy places the organism in Eukaryota, Fungi, Ascomycota, Sordariomycetes, Glomerellales, Plectosphaerellaceae.
AUGGCGCCCGAAACGAAAUAUCCCCCUCACGAGAUUGACCGCACUCCCGAGUACGAGGAGUUUAUGACCAAACUGCGCGCCUAUCAUCAGCAACGAGGUACCACGCUUGACCCAGAACCCAAGUGCUCAACAGUAAAUCUCGAUCUCUACAAGCUCUUCAACCUGAUUGUGGAGGAAGGCGGCUACGACGAAGUCAGCGACAGGAAACUUGCCUGGCGCGAGAUGGUCGAGAAGCUCGGCAUCCCUAUGACCAGCAUCGCAUCCACCGCCUAUCAACUCAAAGACCGCUACCUGAAGAACCUGGCCGCAUACGAGAUUAGCACCAUCCACGGAAAAGAGCCCCCGCCAAAAGACAUCCUCGAGGACGGCACGGCCAAAGGUGGAUCGCUUCUGACCCGAACGCGAGAAAACUAUCGCAAGCAGGACUUCGCUGGUGACUCGGCUGCUUCGGGAGACGACGGCACACCGUCGCGCGAUCGCCCUUCUGGCCCAGAGACCACGCCUGUCGGCUCCAGCCUACGCGCCUCGCGCGGAUUGAGAGAGGCCCCUCCGCAGAGAGUCAUCUUCCAGCCCGACACGGGCCCGACUCGCACCCGCAACGCCUCGGGAGCACAGACUGGACAGACCAGUCAACCGACGUCCCAGCAUCACUCCAACUCCCAGAGCUCGGGUCAAUCCAAUACACCAGGGCACUUCCCAUCGGCGCAUCCCACUUCUGUGCCCAUGUCAGGCCAGCAGCGCAUCCCUCGCGGGCCGAGUGGGGCCUUUAACCCCUCGAACUCGGAGAAUGUGGCCUCUGCUGUUGAUACGUACCAGCCCAAGUCGCUCCAAGCUCUCCCGCCUCUGGUUCUCAGACCCGUCGACACGCCAGGCAACAAUCCUGCAGAGUUCGCUAGGCGCCGACAGCUGGCGCGGCAGAGGCUGCAACCCCCCGAGCUGCCCCAUGGGACACCAGGACUGCGCAAGGACGGUGCUGGUAUUUACCACCGAUGCCUCAUGGGUCUGCGAUCGAAGAUCUUGGCUGAGCAGGAAUAUGCCGUGCAUCACUUUGUUAAGAUCUCAUAUGAAAGAGGUGAUAAGUUCAAGUUUGAGCAGUUCGCAGGCCUGGCAGAUGCGCUCGUCGAAAAGGCGCUUGAUGUCGGCAACCUUUUCUAUGAUAUCAAGUGGGAGAUCUCGUGGGUUCCGGUCCCCAACAACGCUGGGCCCGGCGUCCUCGAUGGCGAGAACGGGACGCCCGAUAUCCUCGACCGCAUCAGCAAACUCACCCCCAAACCCGUCUCAGAUCUCAUCCAGCCUGCCGACUUUUCAGACGCCCUUCGGUGCAUCUCUGAGGCCGUCCUCACGAUUCGCAACAUGGUCACGCUCCAGGACAAUGCUCACUUCGUGUCCGACCUGCAGCCGCUGAAAGACCUGAUCUGCAUCAUCUUGAGGCUUCCCACACAUAACAGCAUCGUUGAGCUGAAGCACAUGGCGCUCGAGAUCACAGAGUGUCUCACGCCUUACAUGUCUCUCGGAUCGGAUGAUCCCCUCUACCAGGUGCUCCUAGAGCAGCUCAAGUCAACAGACCGCGGUAUGAUUCUCGGCGGACUUCGCGCCCUCGGCCGCAUCUCGAUGAAGCUGGCCAACACCAACAAGCUCAGCAAUGUGCCCGCCGAGACGCUAGAGAACAUUACGCGCUGGCUGCAGCUCAACGACGACGACUUGAUGGACGCGUGCCUGGACUUCCUGUACCAGUACACGGCCGUUGCCGCCAACAUUGAUGACCUGCUACGGUUCGUCAGUGCCGAAAGCCUGGUCAUCCACCUCGUCCGCCUUCUCUCGCAUGGCGCCAAGAAGGUUACGCGCGAAGUUGUCAUUGUGCCCGAACUCAAGACGCCGCCCAACGACUACGCCGCACCCAUGCCGACAGACCUUCUGCAGGAGCUCUUGGCCAUUGGCGAGCCCGAACGCUGCCAGGCGUGGGUCAAGUGCUUCUUCGAGGAGGAUAAGGACUCGUUCGUCACGCAGAUCAUGGCCUGGCAGGCCUACCAAGCAGCAUUUGUAUCGGCUCUUAAGACGUCCGGACAGACGCUCAUCACGCCCGCAGAUUUCAUCCGCAAUGCCACCAUUGUCUACAAGGAGUCGCGCGCCGAGGUGCUCCGCGUGUCCAACGCCGGCGAGACGCAGCAAAAGUUCAUCAUCCAGGGCCUGCGCGCCCGCGAGAACCCCGUCGGCCUCGACGGCAAGGACCCUCAGCAGAUGGGCGUCCAUAUUCUGACCCACCACCUCGGUAUCGCCAAGAACGCCGCCGGCUCCUUUGACAAUGUCGAGCUGGAGUGCCGCUGCCAGUGGGGCGAAUGCAAAAAGUUCCCCGAGCCCACCACCAUGAAGCUCUUCCAGAUCGCGCACCACAUCUCCGUCCACGCAAGCAUCGCCUUCCCGCGCAAGACGGCAGCUGACGGUGACGCCGCCCAGGCGCCGACACGCGACUGGCUCAAGCCCGCCGUGACCAAGUCGGUCGACUACGAGGAGACUGCCAUGGUGCGCGAUGAGCGCAACCCCAACGCGCCGCUCCAAGCCGCCGGCAUCCCGUUGAGUGCGGCUCUCAUCCUGAGGAACAUUGCCCGGAACGUUCCUAAGACGCAGUCCGAGGCUGAGCUGCUGCGGCACUACGAGGGCGGUUGGAACGAGCGGCUCUUCCGCUGCGUGCGCCCGCGGCUGUUUGAGCUCAUGGGGCUGAACAAGGGCCUGGCCGAGUACAUUGCCUCCAUCAUUGAGCUCGUGGAGCCAGAGACUGAUAACUAG